Messenger RNA from Eleginops maclovinus (Patagonian blennie), 1195 nucleotides. It is a transcript of the gene rbp1.1, whose product is annotated as retinol binding protein 1, cellular, tandem duplicate 1. Gene Ontology annotation, biological process: fatty acid transport. The coding region runs from base 168 to 572 and encodes 134 amino acids. Gene Ontology annotation, molecular function: fatty acid binding. The transcript is spliced from 4 exons. NCBI's taxonomy places the organism in Eukaryota, Metazoa, Chordata, Actinopteri, Perciformes, Eleginopidae. Gene Ontology annotation, cellular component: nucleus; cytosol. The record is from RefSeq and is a predicted model, not a curated record.
GAUUGAGUGGUUACGUGGAGGGGAGUGGGAGGUAAUCGGAUUAAAGUGAAUUUGGUUCAAAUUGAGGCUUUUGAUAGCAGGUUCUGCACUCUGGAGCAAGUAGCUGUCCACAGCAGACUUCUUCAUCAUUCACUGGGAGUAAAGAGAGCAGCACAACAACCGCCAAAAUGCCAGUCGAUUUGAACGGAUAUUGGAAAAUGAUCUCCAGCGAUAACUUCGAGGAGUACCUGAAGGCUCUUGAUGUAAAUGUUGCCAUCAGGAAAAUCGCCACCUUGUUGAAGCCUGACAAGGACAUUAGUCACGAUGGGGACCACAUAAUCAUCAAAACCCUCAGCACAUUCAAAAACUACAACAUGGACUUCUAUGUGGGCAAGGAGUUUGAGGAGGAUCUGUCUGGAGUGGAUGACAGGAAAUGCAUGACCACCAUCAGCUGGGAUGGAGACAAGCUGGUGUGUGUGCAGAAGGGGGAGAUAGAAGGAAGAGGCUGGACCCACUGGGUGGAUGGAGAUGAGCUUCAUCUGGAGCUGAGAGCUGGUGGAGUUGUUAGCAAGCAGUUGUUCAAGAAGUCCUAAACUGGCUCUUACUGAACAGGACGACGCCCCCCGGUUGACAUCGGCCUAAACAAACACACCAGAAACAUCCCAUGUGUCUGACAUCCCAUCCUACAUUCUCCAUAAUUUCCAUCUAUCCAUGUGUUUCCUGUAUUGAAAAUGAUUGUCAUGAAAAAUUCAGUUAUAUUCCAUCCUAACUGUUGCCUACUCUUCUGAAGCAAAUUCAGAGGGGCAGGGGCAGUAUGCAUCAGGUAACAUCACAACACGCAAUACAUCUGUGUCAGGUUGGGAGCUCUUUUGAUUAACAAGUUUAGAAGUGUUGGCUGCAUGCACACUAGGUGAAACUAAUCUGAUGGGUGACCCAGAUUGACAACGCAUGCGCUGAAAUGACCUAAAGUAAUAGAUGGCAUUGAAGACAAGAGAGCGUGGGUUAAUCCCAUUUUAGUUCCCUGAAAAAUUGCUUUGGAUGGCAAAAAAUAAAAAUCUGAGUGUGUGAGGGCUGUGAACUUCUUCACUACUGAUGCUUAGUCUCCAGAAUGGAUAUAGAUGUAAUGCUGUGUAUUUAUCCCUCCCAGUCCCUCUGGGAAUGUGCCAAUAUAGUCAAAUGAAUCAAUUAAUAAAGUAAACAAUGCUUAAUUAUGUUG